ACGUCGACUUCCUUUUCCGGUAAAAUCCCAACAUGGCGGCCGAGGCAGACAAAAGGAAGAACAACGUCAUGCGCCAGUUGCGCAUCGUCAAACUCUGUCUGAACAUCUGUGUUGGGGAAUCUGGUGACAGAUUGACGAGGGCAGCCAAAGUAUUGGAACAGCUCACUGGUCAACAGCCAGUUUUUUCUAAGGCCCGCUACACUGUACGUUCUUUUGGAAUCAGAAGAAACGAAACCAUCGCUGUUCAUUGUACUGUCCGUGGAGCCAAAGCAGAGGAGAUUUUGGAGCGUGGUUUGAAGGUUAGAGAAUACGAAUUGAGAAAGAACAACUUCUCAGCCACAGGAAACUUUGGUUUUGGUAUCCAGGAACACAUCGAUUUAGGAAUCAAAUAUGAUCCUUCCAUUGGAAUCUACGGCAUGGAUUUUUACAUUGUUCUUGGAAGACCAGGUUUCAACAUUUCACAGAGGAGGAGAAGGAAGAGCAAGAUUGGCUGUCAACACAAAGUCAACAAGGAGGAAUCCAUGAAGUGGUUCCAACAGAAGUAUGAUGGCAUCAUUCUUCCUGGGAAGUAAAAAGAGACAGUGACAGAAAAAAAAAGACAUUACUUCUCUAUCGGCAUUAAAGGGGCUGUGACGAGAAAA
Molecule: messenger RNA, 641 nt
Organism: Ylistrum balloti
Lineage: Eukaryota; Metazoa; Mollusca; Bivalvia; Pectinida; Pectinidae
Product: large ribosomal subunit protein uL5-like
Exons: 6
Coding region: 33-572 (179 amino acids)
Biological process (GO): translation
Cellular component (GO): cytosolic large ribosomal subunit; ribosome
Molecular function (GO): RNA binding; structural constituent of ribosome
Source: RefSeq, a predicted model, not a curated record